AUGGAGCUGAACCGCAGGAAGGGCGGCUCAUCCCUAGACCGAGUGCCAGAUGAGAUCAUCGGCCAUCUUCUCUACUACAUCUCGCCUUACGACCUCGCCAACGUCCAGCUGGUGUCACAUCGCUUCUAUCGCCUCGCCAAUUCAGCCCUUCUCUGGAGACACCACUGCCGCAGCUCUUUUCAUUUCUGGCACCCACGGCACAGGUUUCACGAAAAGACGGCGGCGCUGGCCCAGGAGACGAACUGGAAAGAUCUCUUCAUCUACAGGAACGCUCGGAACCGACAGGUAGCCCACUUGCUGAAUGAUAUCAUCCGGACCAAGGUCAACCGCGUCAGAGGCUUUGAGAUCAUAGGGCAGAUUGGGUACGACGCCAAGGACUUUCUGCUGGGGCAGUGCCAAACGCCCCCCUCUGCCGAAGAUGGCUUGGCUAGGAGAUAUUAUAGCAAUGCGCUCUUGGACACCAUCCACAAGCACAUCGCCAUUCACGAAUGGCAUUCGCUCAUGCAGUCUGCCCAGCCCUCUAGCAUACGGCAAGCAAGCGAACAGCUCGAAAGAGCCCUCGGCGCGUUUGACCUUUUUGUGCUGCAUGAUCAGCCGGGUGACCUUGAUGAUAUCACACGGAUGUUCGACGCUAUUGGGGAGGACUUUCGAUCCUAUUACCCCAAGUCUGAUGAUUGGUCCACUCGCAAAAGGGCAUUAAAACUACUCCGAUGGCUACGCGCUCUUGACUUUACUGGCAUGCGAAAUCCAGAGCAGAAUUAUCGCAAUUUGAGAAACUGCUUGAUCGGCCAAGCGCUGCGUCAUCCGGACCACGAGUCUAUCCCACUUAUUUCCACUGCCAUCUUCUGCUGCGUGGCAGCGCGGGUUGGCAUCGACGCCCGGUGCUGUGCAUUUCCAACCCAUGUCCACGCCAUUGUGUACCCGCCGGAUGGGCAUACCUUGGACGACGAAGUCGUGGGUGACUCAGAGACGGCGCCCGAGCGCAUGUUCCUUGAUCCGUAUGGUAGCGACGAUGAGAUUCCACUAUCUCAUCUGCGGAUGACGUUGGCACGCCUAGGCCUUCAGCAACACAACGACCUCUUCCUUGCCCCUGUCUUGGCACCAACAAUGGCGAUGCGAACAGCGCAGAAUAUAAGGGCCACCGUGGCGAGGAUAUCAGACCUGCAGGAACACGCACAUCCUGAACUCAGCCAGCUGCUGCACGGGAAUAACAGAAUGAAUGCUGACGCCUGCCUCUAUGCUGCGUCGUGGGCCACGCUGUUAUUGAUGCCCCCCAAUAACACGACGUGGCUUGAGCGGUUAGCCAAGUUCCUUCGUCGAUUUCCCGGAGCCUGGCCAGAGGAUGUCUGGAUGGUUGAGAAAUAUCUUUGGCCGUUGUACAGCAGUGUCAUCAACCCGAGGGACGGGUUUCCCCGCAACAUCGAUGCGGGCUUCGGCAACCCUUGGCAGUAUUGGCAAUUCGUUCGAGAUGCAGAUGGCAUGGCACCUCUGGUACACCGAAGGGACCUCUGCGAUGAUCCAAGAGGCCCCCCGUUCUAUAUCGGCCAAGUGUUCCGGCAUCGUCGAUACGGCUGGCUUGGCGCCAUUACCAGUUGGCAUGAAAGAGGCUCGCAUCAGUCAAGUUUACCAGGUCGUGCUCGGGACGAAGCUUCUCAUCAGAGGCCCACAAACUCUCACUACUCUCUUUGUUUCAUGUGCAUAACGGAAACGGAGCCCGAGCAGCAUGUGGUGGCCCUGCGCAAUGUCGAACUCAUAUCUGACCCGUCCUUGAUCAAAGAGGACAUGUUUCCCAUGGCCGGGAAGUUUUUCAAGAGGUUCGACCCCGAUACCUGCAGGUUCAUUUCCAAUAUUCGAGAGGAAUACCCGCUUGAUUAG
This is a messenger RNA of Trichoderma citrinoviride, 1875 nucleotides long. RefSeq lists its product as hypothetical. The record is from RefSeq and is a predicted model, not a curated record. The transcript has 4 exons. Bases 1 to 1875 code for a protein of 624 amino acids. NCBI's taxonomy places the organism in Eukaryota, Fungi, Ascomycota, Sordariomycetes, Hypocreales, Hypocreaceae. Gene Ontology annotation, molecular function: protein binding; DNA binding.